UUAUUUCCGGGUUUAUGAAUACAGAGGGCAGAGCGUGAAAAGGUUAGGGUUUGGAUUUAGGGGGGUGUCUCUUCUUUUCGCUCUCCAAUGCCUAGGGAGUGACUAUUCUGGACGCAGAGAGGCCACGGUAGCUCGUGCUGUCCUUCUGCAGGGCCAGGAAGGGGAGCUCAGGUGCCUUUCAGAGCUUGAGACCCAGCGACCCCCGCCCAGGAGGCUUUCUCCUUCACCAUGGCCGAACUGAUCCAAAAGAAGCUGCAGGGAGAGGUAGAGAAAUAUCAACAGCUGCAGAAGGACUUGAGUAAAUCCAUGUCAGGGAGGCAGAAGCUUGAAGCCCAGCUAACGGAAAAUAACAUCGUGAAGGAGGAACUGGCCUUGCUGGAUGGAUCCAACGUGGUCUUUAAGCUUCUGGGACCCGUGCUUGUCAAACAGGAGCUGGGGGAGGCUCGGGCCACAGUGGGAAAGAGGCUAGACUACAUCACAGCGGAAAUUAAGCGCUACGAAUCGCAGCUUCGGGACCUCGAAAGGCAGUCAGAGCAACAGAGGGAAACCCUUGCUCAGUUGCAGCAGGAGUUCCAGCGGGCCCAGAACGCAAAGGCUCCUGGGAAAGCCUGACCCCGUGGGAGGGGGAGGGGGCUGGGGAGGGAGGGAUGAGGCUAACCCUGAGUCAAUAAAAUGUAAACAGAACCAAACCUAC
This is a messenger RNA of Rattus rattus (black rat), 694 nucleotides long. It is a transcript of the gene Pfdn6, whose product is annotated as prefoldin subunit 6. The coding region runs from base 229 to 612 and encodes 127 amino acids. Gene Ontology annotation, molecular function: protein-folding chaperone binding. Gene Ontology annotation, biological process: protein folding; chaperone-mediated protein complex assembly. The record is from RefSeq and is a predicted model, not a curated record. NCBI's taxonomy places the organism in Eukaryota, Metazoa, Chordata, Mammalia, Rodentia, Muridae. Gene Ontology annotation, cellular component: cytoplasm; prefoldin complex. The transcript has 4 exons.